AUGUGGUAUGUUUUUUAUGAACUUUUUAAAUCAACAGAUAUAUUUUUAAUUGAAGAACAUUGGCUGUUUAAUUUUCAACUGAAUUUACUUAAUGAACUCAAUCAAAAUAUCUGUGGAAUUGAAAAAGAGGUCGAUGAUAAAGAUACAAUAAAUCCAACCAAUUUACCUCGUGGUUAUGGGGGAACAGGAUAUUUAUGGAAGAAAGAUCUCGACAAUUUUAUUAAUCCAUUAGAUAUUGGAAAUGAUAGAAUUUGCUGUGUUGAACUUUUAGGAUCUUCAAAGCUACUCCUAGUAUCUGUUUAUUUACCAUGUAAAGGAACACCAUUUGACUCAUUAGAAUUUUAUAACUAUGUUCCAACGUCGAGUAACUUUGACAUAACUUUGAUAAUAACAUUAUUGAGAAAUCUUACAGACAUGACUUCUCCUUGUGGAUUUGACCGUUUACCUACAGCAAUUCAAAUAACACCUGGUUCCGAUUUGGCAAGAAUAAAGUAUUAUAGGAACUAUUUAGCCCAUCUUGAUGACGCUAAGAUAGACAAUAAAUUUUGCCAAACUGCCUGGGAUGACAUAACGGAGGCCAUUGGUAGGUUAGGUGGAAUGCCCUUGAAGAAGGAAUGUGAUAAAUUGAAGACAAAGAUACUUAAUCAGGCAAAUGAAGAAAUUAUUCAGGACAUCAAAGCCUCAAAAGACGAAACUAUAGAACUGAAACAGUUGUUGGAGAAUUUAACAAAUACUCAUGAAUUUGAACAUAUAAAUAAAGAGAUUGAAGACUGGGAAAAGGGAGAUCAGAUGUUUGUUUCUACGACAGCUAGUGAGUACGUAAUGGAAUGUUUACAGGAAAACAGCUGCGUAACUUUAACUGGUUCAUCCGGAGUGGGAAAAUCUUUUACAGCAAGACAUGCAGCACUAGUUCUUCAGAGAGAAGGAUACAAAGUAAUACCAAUUUAUUCACCAACAAACAUACUAUAUUAUUAUGAUCCGGGUAAACAAACAGUGCUCAUUGUAGAUGAUAUUUGUGGAAAUUACACUGCAGACCAACAUCAGAUUGAGACUUGGGUCCAACUGUUACCUGUUAUUAACAGAAUUGUUGAAGACAAAUGUUGUAAGAUUAUUGUAUCUUGUAGAUUACAUAUUUACAAAGAUAAUAGAUUUAAUUUAUUAUCCCCUUUUAAAUCUUGUGAAUGUAACUUAAUAUCAGACGAAUUGUGUCUAACAUCUUUAGAGAAAACAAAUAUAGCUGACAUGUAUAUUGGUUCAAAUGUUAAAAAUAUUAAUGAGGUAGCAAAGCAAUAUGAUUUUUUUCCUCUUUUAUGUUUUCUUUAUCACAAUCAGAAAGAUGAUACAAUUAAUGUUAGCGAAUUUUUCGAACACCCGUUUGUUUUCUAUAAAAACGAAUUAGACAUACUUGGCAAAUAUAAGGUUUGCAGUCUUGCAUUUGUUGUUUUAUUUAAUAAUAGACUUGAAGAAAAAUGGUUCAAAGGUGAAGUUAAAGAUCAACAACGGCAGAUCCUUGAAGACACUUGUGAUGCUUGUGGAUUGAAUAGAAGCACCACCAAGACAGAACUUGAAGAGGCACUUAACACCUUAGAGGGUACAUUUAUGUGUAAAGAGAACGGUAUAUACAGAGCCUUACACGAUAAAUUAUUUGACUUCCUUGCUCAUUAUUUCGGUCUGAAAUAUUCUAAAUGUUUCAUAGACCACGGUAAUGACGAUUUAAUAGAAGGACGUUUUGUUUGGAAGAACUCAUUAAAUGCUAAGACCUUUAACAAUGAAUUUAUAAUUGAGAUCACAAAUGAUAAUUUAAAAUCAUAUUUAGGAAGGUUGAUAAAAGACUGGUCAAAAGGAAAGGUGAGAUAUGUGUUUCAUAAAAAAGAUAUGAAAGAGUCAUCAUUUCAACAACUUUUAUUACACUACUUACUGAAACUUGACAAAUCAAAUCAAACAGCAUUGACCAAUACCAACGACACAUAUGCAGCAACAGUGAUGAGUAGCACUCAGUGUAAUUUACAAAUAGGUGAAUAUCCACUUAUUUUUGCUUGUAAUCUUGGUUAUACUGAUAUGGUAGAGUGGAUUUUACAAACAAAUAUUGAUGUGAAUCAGCGUAGGAAUGAUGGAACUACUGGACUGUCUAUGGCAUGUCAGAAAGGGCAUACCACUAUUGUUAAUAUGCUAUUAAAGAAGAAUCCAAAUGUUGAUCUAUGCAACAGUUUCGGACAUAGCUCACUAUUCAAGGCAUGUCAGAAAGGACAUAGUGAUAUCGUCAAGCUGCUGUUAGAGAACAAUCCUAAUGUUAAUUUAUGUGACAGACAAGGCUUCACGCCGCUGACCCUGUCAUGUAGUAAUAACAACAUCAGAAUAGUCGAACUUUUAUUGCAACAUGGAGCAAACAUUGAUGCUCAAACACUUGAUGGUGGUAAUGCUUUAUAUUUCAGUUCAUUGGCAGGAAACCUAGAAAUAGCACAAUUAUUAUUAGUGAACAAUGCUGACUGUAAUAUAUGUAUCUAUAGUAAAGACCAUUUGACGAAUAUAUUUACAAAUCAUGCAAACAAAGAACUAGUGAGUGAAAGAAAUGAAAUAUUCCAUGCGUUAAUGAGUAAUGCACCACUAAAUGUACAAGAUUAUGUCAGGAACAAGCCAGGCCAUAAUGACAAUGAGAGUUCAGACGGUUAUAACGAAAUGAUAGAUUAUGCCUUUGAUGUAGUAGCAGGUUCUUCACCAUUACACAUAGCCUGUUUUAUGGGAAGGAUAGAUAUAGUCCGUUGUCUCCUAGACCACAAUGCUAACAUUAACAUGACAAAAGAAGAUGGCGUAACUCCAUUAUCGUACGCAUGUGAAGUAGGACAUGAGGAUCUAGUACGGAUACUGUUGGAAGAAUACGCUAACGUGGAUUCAUCUGACAAUGAUGGCUUUACACCUCUAAUCAAAGCAUGUUUAAAUAACCAAACCAGUAUAGUCAAGUUAUUAAUUGAGCGCAAACCUGAUAGCAAUGCCAAGACAUUUGACGGUGCCAUUUUUUUAUAUUUCAGUGCAUUGGCAGGAAACCUAGAAAUAGUACAGUUAUUACUAGAGAACAAUGCUGAUUGUAAUAAAUGCAUUUAUAGUAAAGACCGUUUGGUUGAUAUAUUUCCUAACCCAGCAAAACAAUUAUUAUCGUUUGAAGAAACAUAUAAAACAUACCAUGCAUACUUUGAAAAAGCAUAUGAAUCACACCAUGCGUUAAUGAGUAAUGCACCACAAAAUGUGCAAGAAUAUGUCAGAAACAAGCCAGGCCAUAAUGACAAUGAGAGUUCAGACGGUUAUAACGAAAUGAUAGAUUAUGCCUCUGGGGUAGUAGCAGGUUCUUCACCAUUACACAUAGCCUGUUUUAUGGGAAGGAUAGAUAUAGUCCGUUGUCUCCUAGACAACAAUGCUGACAUUAACAUUACAAAAGAGGAUGGAACAACUCCAUUAUCUUACGCAUGUGAAGUAGGACAUACUGAUGUAGUAAAGAUGCUUCUAGAGAGGAAACCUAACGUUGAUGCAUGUGACGAUGACGGCUUUACACCACUGAUUAAAUCAUGCUUAAAUAAUCACACCAGUAUAGUCAAGUUAUUAAUUGAGCACAAACCUGAUAUAAAUGCUAGAACAGUGGACGGUGGUAGUGCUUUAUAUUUCAGUUCAUUGGCAGGAAACCUAGAAAUAUUACAGUUAUUACUAGUUAAAAAUGCUAACAGUAAUAUAUGUAUCUAUAGUAAAUACCGUUGGAGGGACAUAUUUUCCUAUCAUGCAAAGAAGCCGUUAGCGAGUAAAAUAUAUGACUCAGUUAUGCACCACUAA
Molecule: messenger RNA, 3816 nt
Organism: Mytilus trossulus (common blue mussel)
Lineage: Eukaryota; Metazoa; Mollusca; Bivalvia; Mytilida; Mytilidae
Exons: 4
Coding region: 1-3816 (1271 amino acids)
Molecular function (GO): protein binding
Source: RefSeq, a predicted model, not a curated record